Messenger RNA from Syngnathus acus (greater pipefish), 4073 nucleotides. RefSeq names its product sortilin related VPS10 domain containing receptor 3b (gene sorcs3b). Gene Ontology annotation, molecular function: protein binding. The record is from RefSeq and is a predicted model, not a curated record. The transcript has 27 exons. NCBI's taxonomy places the organism in Eukaryota, Metazoa, Chordata, Actinopteri, Syngnathiformes, Syngnathidae. Gene Ontology annotation, cellular component: membrane. The coding region runs from base 212 to 3703 and encodes 1163 amino acids.
CUUGACGCGCAGCAGCAGCAGAAGCAGCAGUAGCAACAACAACAGCAGCAGCAGCAGCACCUCCCCAACCGCUCCGUCACUUUGAGCAAGUCCUGGAUGACACGCAGCGGUUCCUUGCCCAAUGGCUCCUCUUCUCCUUUCACGCGCACAGAGGCGACCGUGAAUAUUUGACAAGUUGCCACUGACUCCCCGGGAGGAAGAAGCGAGCACAAUGGGACUGUGGUCGCGUGCUACUUUCUUUCUUUUCUUUGCCCUGCUUCUCAACGCCUUUCACGACAAGUUUGAGGCGGAAGCAGGAAUAAGUUCUGCAGCGGACAGGAGCUUUGACCUGCUGAAGUCUCGAGUUGGCCGUGACAAAACGCAUGCGGGAGUCUCGUUCCAAGUUUUGGACGAUAACUCCGGGCAAAAGUGGCGUGAAAAGACACGACUCGGGACCGAGCCAAUUGGAGAAGAGGCUUUUUCCGACAGAAAAUAUGUAUUUAAAAGGAGCGUCCAAGGGGUUGCCAGCUACCGAACCGAAUAUCGGCGCGCGGGGGAAGAAACCAAAGGUUCUAACCCGCGGCAAAGUGAUCCCUAUCUGGACACCUCCACCUUUGCUCUGUCGGGAGAUUCUGCGCACAACCAGGCGAUGGUGCACUGGUCCGGACACAACAGCAGCGUGAUCCUCAUCCUGACUAAGCUAUACGACUUCAACCUGGGAGCCGUUACCGAGAGCUCUCUGUGGAGGUCCAGCGACUAUGGGAGCACCUACACCAAGCUCAAUGACAAAGUGGGCUCGAGGACCGUGCUGAGCUACCUUUACGUGUGCCCCACCAACAAACAAAAGAUAAUGAUGCUGAGCGACCCGGAGGUGGAGAGCGCUGUUCUGAUCAGCUCGGACGAGGGGGCGAGUUUCGAGAAGCAUCCCAUUAGCUUCAACGUUCUCAGCCUUCUCUUCCACCCGGCGCAGGAGAACUGGAUCCUGGCCUACAGCCACGAUAGCAAGCUGUACAGCUCCGUGGACUUCGGGAAGAGGUGGCAGCUCGUGCACGACAACGUGAUGCCGGGUCGAUUCUACUGGGCCGUAAUGGGGCUGGACAGAGAGUCGGACGUGGUCCACAUCGAGACGCGGAUCGCCGAAGGCCGUGCUCAGUACGUGAAGUGCAGAGCCCAGCGCUGCACGGAGGCCAACAGGCAGUACCUCUUCCCGGGACACGUGGACACCAAUUCGCUGGUCGUGCAAGAUGAAUACGUUUUCACUCAGGUGACCAAGACUGGACGGGCCAGCUACUUUGUAUCCUACAUGAGAGAACCGUUCAGACGCAUGCAGUUGCCCAAAUAUUGUCUGCCCAAGGACAUGCAUAUCAUUAGCACAGAUGAGAAGCAAGUGUUUGCUGCAGUCCAAGAGUGGAACCAGAACCACACGUACAGCCUGUACAUCUCCGACUCGCCCGGGGUCUACUUCAGCCUCUCGCUGGAAAAUCUCAGGACCACCAGGGGACCCACUGGAAACCUGCUGGUCGACUUCUACAAGGUGGAGGGGAUCAACGGCAUGUAUCUGGCCAACAAGCUGGUGGACCACCGCGUCAAAACGUUCAUCACCUACAAUAAAGGUCAAACGUGGGCCCUGCUGCCGGCGCCCGCCACCGACGUGGCCGGGAACAGCAUCCACUGCGUGACGCCUUUUUGUUCACUGCAUCUUCAUCUGGAGAUGUCGGAGAAUCCCUACACGUCCGGACCCAUCACUAGCAAAAAGUCGGUGCCGGGAAUCAUUGUUGCCACAGGCAAUAUCGGAACGGAAUUGUCCUCCGCCAACCUUGGCAUGUUCAUAACGUCUGAUGCAGGAAAUAGCUGGCGACAGAUCUUUGAUGAAGAGCACAACAUUUGGUUCCUGGACAACGGCGGGGCUUUGCUGGCCGUGCUGCACUCGCCCACGCCGAUUCGACACUUGUGGAUCAGUCUAGACGAAGGCAAGAAGUGGGACCGUCACACUUUCUCCCUGGCGCCUCUCUACGUGGACGGAGUCCUGAUGGAGUCGGAAUCCGACAAUCACAUUAUCACUUUCUUUGGACACUUCAGCCAUCGGUCAGAGUGGCAGCUGAUGAAAAUCGACUACAAGGGUCUAUUCAGUCAGCGAUGCAUGGAUGGAGACUACCAGACAUGGUCCCUGCACAACAAGGGUGAGCUGUGCGUGAUGGGUGAGAAGCAGAUUUUCAUGAAGCGUCGGCCCGGAAACCGCUGCAUGUUGUCCCAGGAUUACUCCAGGAUCUAUUCAUCAGAGUCAUGCCAGUGCACCGCCUACGACUUCGAAUGCGACUACGGCUUUGAACGUCGCACCGAUGGGAAGUGCUCCCCCGCUUUUUGGUUUGAUCCAAAUGGCGCGGCCAAAAGUUGCAGCGCGGGCCAGAGUUUCCUCAACAGCACCGGGUAUCGCAAGGUUCUGUCCAAUAACUGCAAAGAGGUCGGAAGGAACGUGUACUCGCCAAGACGACAGGGUUGUCGCUCCAGACCGCCCCGAGGCCUUCGCUUGACCACCGGCAGCGGCGAGCUCAGCGCCCGUGCCGGAAGCAACGUGACGUUCAUGGUUCAUCUCCAAGACGGAGACUCGCCGAGGACCAGCGUCCAGCUCGACUUCGGCGACGGCAUCCGGAUCACUUACUCCAACCUGAGCCGGGCCGACGACGGCAUCCAGCACGCCUACCGAGCCACGGGGAUUUACCGCGUGACGGCGGCGGCCGAGAACAGCCUGGGAUCCGACAGCUGUGUGCUCUAUCUGCACAUCACCAGUCCAGUUGAGCGUGUGUACCUUUCAGUUCCUCUGGUGGCCUCCAGGGGCAAGGAGACCAAUCUCACAGCGGUGGUUUGGCCGAGUCACAUCAGGACGUUGACUUUCUUCUGGUGGAUCGCCAACAGCUCAGAGCCUAUUAUAACGCUGGAUGGGAGUAUCUCGUACACGUUCCAGAAGGAGGGAACAAAUAAGGUCACGGUCCAGGUGGCUUCUGGAAGCACGGUGCUGCAGGAUUCCAGGGAUAUCACCGUUAAAGAGUUUUUCAGGUCGCUGCUGCUGUCUUUUUCCCCGACGCUUGACGAGCACAAUCCUGACAUCCGCGAGUGGCGGGAGGACAUAGGCCGCGUGGUGCAGACAGCCCUGUCACAGGUUGCUGGCGUUCCCACCAGUCAGUUGCUGGUGUCUUUGUCUCCUGGACUUCCAACCACGGCGGAGCUCUUCAUCCUGCCCGAUGUGCUCACGCCAAAUGAGCACAAGAGGCAAACGCGGGAGGAACUGCAGACGAUAUCUGACAUUUUUGUCAGCCUCCUCAACCAAGGCCUGGUCCACUUUGAGUUGAAGGUUGGCACUCGCGUCAGCGUCUACAUCACUCAGCAAACUUUGGCGCCGCUAGUGGAUUCCAGCACCCUCCACAGCGGGUCGGCCAUGUUGGUGAUGAUCUGCGUGGUGUUUGUGGGCUUAGCGGCCUUCUUCAUUUACAAGUUCAAAAGGAAAAUCCCUUGGAUCCACGUGGAGACGGAGGACAGUCGGGAGAAGGAACCCGAGAUGAUCAGCACGGUCAGUCAGAAGGACGACAUGUCCAAAGUCAACCUCGCCGACUUUCCCUCGGAGAAGGACUUCACGGAAAAGCAGCUGGACGCCAGGAAACGAGGAUCGAUGGGGAGGAAUAUGGACAGAAUUGUAACGAGGGAAUAUCCAAACUGUACAAACGUCUAAAGACACACACACUGUAACCCAGUAAGUACACAAUGUUGUGUUUCAAUUGUGCUGCAAUUGUGUGCUUUGUCGGCUUCUCUUUUUGAUAAUAGUUCCUUCAUGCUGAUAGUCGCAAUCGUUUCGAGUCAUGUUUUCACACUUCCAACAAAUAGAGUUGAGUAACAACUUUACAGUACUUAAGGAUAAGGAUUCAUAUGCCAGGCGAGACUGUAGAAAGUAUUUCAGGGAAACAAGGUAUUUAGUGGGAAAAAGUAUUUAGAAAAAAAUCUUUAGAUGUGCUUAGGGUUAGGGCUAACAAAUAUAGUAAAAUUAAAAUAAUUAUUGGGCGAAAAACGCACAUGACAGUGAACCCCUGUUUGUUAUGUUUUAC